UAGUGACCAUAAAUGAUGCCAAAUCCCAAACUUAUUGUUUUUUGCAAAUUAUUCAGUGAAGUUAAUUAAAUUAUGUACUUUCUCCUGUGAAAAUGAACCUGGAAUUUAUUUCUACGUCUAUAAAACCCAUCUGUGAAGGUUGCUUGAGUGUCGAUAGGAAGUUAUCGCCAGUGUUUGAUGUUGAAAUUAGAGCGUUCUUUAAAGAGUUGGUUGACCCCCUUACCUGCUACUCUGAUGUCGAUCACCUAAAUCACCCUUCAGCCCUCUGUUGGGAGUGCACAGCGAUCAUAAAACGGACCCUAAACUAUAAGAAACAAGUUCAACAUGCCCACGGACUACUCAUUCAGUAUAUGCUACAUCACACCACAAACCCACCAGUACUCUCCAGUCUCUCUAUUUGCUCCAAUCGACCUGAAAACAUCGAUCCAGCUGAUCAAAAAAACAUUAUUACGAAUGUCCGUCCUACUAGCCCAUCUAAGAAUACAUCUGCGGUGACAAAAAAGAGUAGGGCGAUCGAACAACAGUUGACAAGCUCAGUAGAACCGUUGGAGUUUCUUAAAGUUGAGCAGAAAGACGAUGAGACUGAGUUCGAUGACUUAGAAGGGUAUUAUGUUGAGAAUGAUGAUACGAAUGAUGAUUAUGAUAAGGAUUUAGAGGCAAUCCUAAAAUCGACUACAGAUCAAGAAAGUAAAACAAAUGUCACAUCAAAAGGAAGGACGUCGGACGUGGAUGAGUUCGGGGAGUCCGAUGAAGAGCCUUUGAAGAAGAGAACAGAGGCAGAAGAUACCGAUGCAAAGAAAUACAAGCCCAGGGGGAAGAGAAAAAAGAAAAAUAAGACUGAGGACUCGAAACCGAAGAAAGCUAAAGGCAAGAGGGAGAAGCCUGCAGGAGUGGUGGAGCACCCUCGCGUGCUGAGGAAGCUGGAGCAGCUGAAUGUGCCGCGCGGACGGGUCCAGAUGGUCGUGCUGAGCUGGGAAGAGGUGGAACAAGAGAGACAGAAAGCCUUACAGAGCGAGUCUUUCACUCGGCACGAGUACCGCUGCGCCUCGUGCGCGCUCGGCUUCAACCACCGCUUCAAGCUGCUCAACCAUAUGAAGAAACACGAGCCCUCUGCGGGCGCGCUGGCGUGCCACGCGUGCGGCACGCGCUGUCGGGACGCGCACGCGCUCACUGCGCACAAACGCAGGCAUCGAGUCAGAUGGCGCUGCACAGUGUGCGGCGAGCUUAGCUCUCGCGCGGCGGUGGCGGCGGACCACCACGCGCGCGCGCACGGCAGCCAAACUCCCACACACACCUGCAGCCUGUGCGGACACACGGCGCCGACUCUAGGCAAGCUGCGGAAUCACAUGAAGAAUCACUCGGAGAGACCGAAGUGCGACCUCUGCGGGAAAACGUUCCGGGACAAAGCCUCCCUGCGAACUCAUUUAUUCAUCCACGGCGGCGAGAAGGAGUACGCGUGCGGGCGCUGCGGCAAGCGGUUCCUGUUCAAGAAGGCCAUGCAGCUGCAUCUCGUCACGCACGACGCGCCCGCGCACCUUUACUGCCACCAGUGUGACGUCACCUUCAAGAAUCGCAUGACGUAUUACCAACACAUGAAGUACAACUUGAAACAUAUUGAUCCUGCCAAACUUAAGCACGCGUGCGCCACGUGCGGCAAGAAGUUCACGAAAGCGGCUCGCUUGGAGGAACACAAUGUCGCCGUGCACCUCAAGACAACGCCCGUUAGUUGUACCAUGCCCGACUGUAGUUUCGCGUGCUCAUCGCGAACGGUGCUGCGAACGCACAUUCGCAUGGUGCACCGCAACCUGCGCGCCGCCAGGAACCACGUCUGCCACGCCUGCGGGAAGGCUUACAAGACCAAGACAUCGCUGGAGGGCCAUUUGCGCGCGCAUUCGGGCGAGCGACCGUUCGCCUGCGCACUGUGCUCGUCCACGUUCGCGUACGAGGCCGCGCUCUACAACCACAACAAGCUCGUGCACCAGAAAGGGAAGGUUUGUUGGACUUUU
This is a messenger RNA of Ostrinia furnacalis (Asian corn borer), 2006 nucleotides long. RefSeq names its product zinc finger protein 485. The annotation marks the transcript as partial. The record is from RefSeq and is a predicted model, not a curated record. Gene Ontology annotation, biological process: regulation of transcription by RNA polymerase II. The transcript is spliced from 14 exons. NCBI's taxonomy places the organism in Eukaryota, Metazoa, Arthropoda, Insecta, Lepidoptera, Crambidae. Gene Ontology annotation, cellular component: nucleus. Gene Ontology annotation, molecular function: DNA-binding transcription factor activity, RNA polymerase II-specific.